This is a messenger RNA of Capsella rubella, 2509 nucleotides long. Its product is annotated as receptor-like serine/threonine-protein kinase SD1-7. Lineage: Eukaryota; Viridiplantae; Streptophyta; Magnoliopsida; Brassicales; Brassicaceae. Bases 16 to 2400 code for a protein of 794 amino acids. The record is from RefSeq and is a predicted model, not a curated record. The transcript has 7 exons. Gene Ontology annotation, molecular function: ATP binding; protein serine/threonine kinase activity. Gene Ontology annotation, biological process: protein phosphorylation; recognition of pollen.
AGAGCAGAACAAACAAUGAGUUUGCCUUGCUGCAAAGUAUUCCUCACUGCCUUACUUUUUGUCUCCUUUUCGGUAGUAGCUACCAAUUCUUACACGGUUAUGAAUCUUGGAGAAGACAAGGGGACUAUCGUAUCCCCUGGUAAAAUAUUUGAACUCGGACUCUUCAAAGGUACAACAAGUGUUCCGUACAUAGAUAGAUGGUAUCUCGGAAUUUGGUAUAAAAGAUUUCCCGAGGCUGUUGUAUGGGUAGCAAACAGGGAUAAUCAUCUCCACAAUUCCACUGCAACCCUCAUAUUCUCGUCCUCUUCAUCAACCCUUAAGCUGGUCGAUCAAUCUGGCGGGGUUGUGUGGACGUCGCAACUGAGAAACAGGAUCAAUAACCAACGCAUUGUCCCAGAGCUUCUCGAUAAUGGUAAUUUCGUUUUCAGAGAACAACUUGCAGCUGGAUUUCUGUGGGAGAGCUUCGAUUCCCCGACGGACACGUUACUCCCGGGAAUGAAGUUAGGUUGGGACCGAAGAACGAACGUAAACACGACGAGUCUAAGGUCAUGGAAGAGCUUAUAUGAUCCUUCAUAUGGAGACUAUAAAUUUCAAGUUGAAAUUUGGGAGCUCUCGCAAGGCUUUAUAUGGAAGAAUGAAGAUAUGUACCUACAAAGCCGUAUUGGCCUUAGCAACCACGAUAGAAUUUUCAAUAUCACAGAGAGCAGCGAGGAAGCCACUUGCACUUUGGCUAUGAGCUCAAAUGCUAGCUUGCAUUCAGCUUUGAGAAUGACCUUCACUGGAUCUCUGCAGCUGUUUGUGGAACGGAAUUUGGUAUGGUCUAUACCAUUUGACCAGUGUGACGUUUACGAUGCAUGUGGUUUCAAUAGUUACUGCGCCAUUUCCAGCAGUAAGUUGCACUGUAUCUGUUUACCAGGGUUUCACCAGUUGCCAGACUCGAAGACCGGAUGUGUGAGGAGAUCACAGCUGAGCUGCCCAGAAAGGGUAGAUUUUACACUCAUGAAUAAUAUGAAAUUGCCAAGUACUGAGGGAACCAUCGUGGACUCUAGAGCUGGGAUAGAGGAAUGUAGGGCGAGGUGUGCUACGAAUUGUACUUGCACUGCGUUCGCUAGUACAGACAUCCGAAAUGGUGAGUCGGGUUGUGUCAUGUGGAACGGGGAUUUGGUAGAUGUUCGGAGUGAGAGCUCCAACAGAGGUCAGGAUCUUUAUGUAAAACAUGCGGUUCCUGAUCUCGGGUUGAAUAGAAAAACGAUCAUCGGAUCAACUGUAGGAGGAUGUUUGUUACUUGUUCUAAGUAUCAUCAUCCUUUGUUUCUGGUUGAAAAAAAAGAAUCUGGCAACUGAUGAUAGUGUGUCAAAAGAGACAAACCAAGAUCUAAUAAUCAAAAGAGACGAAGACUGGGGAUCGAAAGUCAUUGACUUUGAAGUUAUUGCCGCGGCAACAAACAACUUUUCCGAUAACAACAAGCUUGGAAAAGGUGGUUUCGGUAUAGUUUACAAGGGACAGUUAAGCCACGGGCAAGAGAUCGCGGUGAAACGAUUGUCUGAGAUGACACCAAAAGGUGUAGAAGGCUUCGCAAUUGAGACGAAACUAAUUGCAAUGCUACAGCACACAAACCUGGUACGACUUGUGGGGUUUUGCUCUAACGCAGACGAGAAGAUCUUAGUGUACGAGUUUCUUGAAAAUUCAAGUCUGGACAGAUAUCUCUUUGAUACAACCCGAGGCUCCCUUCUGAACUGGGAGUACAGAAUGAAAAUCACUCUCGGCAUUGUUCGAGGGCUUGUCUACCUUCACCACGAUUCUCGGUUUAGGAUCAUUCACUUAGAUCUUAAGCCGGCUAAUGUAUUGCUGGACAAAGACAUGAGUCCAAAGAUUUCGGACUUUGGAAUGGCAAAGAUCCUUGGAGGAGAUGAGACUGAAGCUCAUGUUACAACCGUGAAGGGGACAUUCGGUUACAUCGCCCCAGAAUACAGGAACGACGGGACAAUCUCAGUAAAAUCGGACGUUUUCAGCUUCGGAGUAAUGGUUCUUGAGAUUGUUAGUGGCAAGAGGAAUAUCGAUUUCCUUAAUCUCGACGACGGAAGCACUCUUCUCAGCUACAUAUGGCAACGUUGGAGCGAAGGGAACGGGUUAGAGAUCGUUGACCCGGCAAUCAAAGACUCAUCAUCGUCUGUGUUUCCCCAAGUUUUACGAUGUAUCCAGAUCGGCUUGCUUUGUGUUCAACCACUACCAGAAGACAGGCCAACGAUGUCUGCGGUGGGACUGAUGCUCGCAAGGGAAGCAGAGGUAAUACCUCUCCCUCGAUCACCGGUGGAGAUUGGGUCUUCGUCCAGAGGAGGACAAGAGGAGAGCGUAUCUGGAACAGUUCCUGAUAUAACCAUGUUCAUUGAGUGUCGCUAAGCGUAAAUAGAUGGAACACUUCUUUACGUAUCACACAUAACAAUAUCCAUUACUUUUAAAUCGACUUUCUAUGUAUUGUGUCCUUUUUCUUACGAUUUUGUUGAAUAUU